UUUUAAAUUGCACAUAUUUCAAAAAAAUUUCUUUAUAUACAAAGAUUCUACCUAAUGGAUUAGUUUAUUUUAGGAAUAGCUAAUAAACGCGCUGAAAAUAAAGUCUCAAAAAUUAAGCACCAAUCAUCUUUAUAUUAAUUUGAGAAUGAGUAUGAGUAGUAAAAUGAAUUAAAUGAAAAUGAGUAGUAGAAAUCAAUAAAUAGAGCUUAAGCUAGUAGGUAAACCUUAGUUUAAAUCGAUGAUAUCAUGCUAUUUUUCUUGUAAACUGAUUUGUAACAACAAACUUAAAAAUUGGUUAAAACCAUGCUCUAAAGAAUGAAGAAAACAGAGGACAUUUAAGCAAAACUUUAAUAAAAUUUAAGUAAUAAAUAUCCAUUAUCUGCUUAAAUGAUGUCUAGCCUCUAUAAUUAUUUUAAAAUAAAUAAAACAACUAACAAAAAAAUGUUAAAAGAAUAUGAAUAAUGGAAUUAAUAAUUUCCUUGCUAGCUAGUAGUUAAAAACGAUGGUAACAGCUUCUAUCGAUCAUUGCUUCUUCAGUAUAUUCUACAUGUAGUUUUAUCGUAAGAUAAAUAAAAACUCGAAUAAGUUAUAAACUAAAUUAUGGAUAUUCCAACUCUUAAAUAUAAUUAGGAUGAUUUGUAAGCUUUAAAAGAAGAAGAUAUCAAAUACUGUGUUAUUUUAUUUUUAGUUACUAACUUCUAAAAAAUUUAAAAUAAAAAAAUGUUUUCUUUAAUAGAUUUUUAUUUAUCUUACAACUAAAAUCCUCUCAUUGACAUAUCAUCAGUUAUAAUAAUUAGAAACAUCCUUUACUAUUUCUAUAUUAAGAUUAAACAAUCUGGUAAUUACAGAGGCUGGAUAGAUACGUUUGAAUAGCAAAAAAAUCACAUUAAAUUGUUGAAAGAUGGAGCAGAGGCAGAGUAGCAAAUUAUGAUAUUAUCUUCUCGAGCUUUUGAGAUUAAGCUAUUUGCUUUAACUUUCUUCUCGUCAGAAAAUGGAAUGAUUUAGUCUGAAAUGAAUGAACUUUUCAUGCAGCAAGAAGAAUAUGAAACAUAAAUUUAUUUAAUUUAAUAAAACUAACAAUUCAACAUAUUAUUUGAUUUAGAAUUUAUGAGAAAUAAUGAAAUUUUCUUUUUGAAGUUUCUUGAUGUUUAAGAAGAUGAUUAAAUUAUAAUUUACUUUGAAAAAAACGGAUAGGUGGUGAAAUAAGUUAAUGAAUUGGUUGAUGACUAGAAAUAGUUAAAAAGCUAGAAACAUGUUUAAGAAACUAAUUUCUUUUAAAGGAUGUAGCUUUAAGAUCCUUAGUUUGCUUUAAGGGAGUCCUUGCUUUAAGAUUUUGGAUUUAAAAAAUAGAUUAAUGCUAUAUAGUAAUAAACAGGACUAUAGAGUUCUAUAGUCUUAGAUAAAUCUAGAAAUACUGAUUAAGAGUUACCUUUAUUCAACCCUUUAGCUAAAUAGGAGUCAUUUUUAAUGGACUUUAAAUAAUAUCUUGAAAAUUAAUAAAUUAGUAAUAUUGAAUAGAUAAAAAAGGAAGAUGAAAGCUAAUUUGACUUGUAAGAGGCAGAUUAAAUACAUACCUUAAUUGGGGAUAUUCACUCUAAUUAACAUUUGUAGAAAAAAUAACCUAAAAAAGUUAGAAUGUCUUUGGCUGAAAUUAGCGAAGGUACUCCAACUAAUAACCCUGACGAAUCUAUUUCUUCAACAAAAUCUAUCAUAAAAAAGCAAAAAAGAAAUUAAAUGUCAUAAGUCUAGAGUCAAGAAGUUAUAGAAACUCUAUAGUCUGACGAUGAAGAUGAUGAUGAUGAAAAAACCAGUUAAACAACAUUUAACAAAGAAUAGCUUGAAGCAGUUGUUUAUGAUGAUAGAUGCUUAGAUUGCGAUUAAUUCACAAAUAUAGAAGAAAGACGAGUUGUUACAAAAAUUCUUGAAAAGAUUAAAAUUUGCAAUAAAUGCGUUGUUAACAAAGCAAAUUUUUUGCAACAAAAUAAAUUAUCAAGUUUAAGUUUUUAUGGAGUUAAUCUUUAUCGCUUCUAGCUCUUUGAUUUAAUUAGGGAUCUUGAGCUUUUAGUUCAACAAAUUAUAGACUCUAAAAUUAGUGCUUCACUUUUUAAUAUUAAAGGUGAUGAAGAUGAUAGCUUGGAAAUAGUAAAGUCUCAAAAUUUAAUGUAAUAAAUGUAAUAAGCUAGUUUAAAAUAAAUUGCUGAAGAAUAAAAGAGUUUAAAAAUGAUUAAUACAGAAUUUUGUCAGUACUGUGAUCUGCCAAACAAAUAAACAAACUUAAAGACAGAUUUAGAUUCUUAUUUUUUAAAGAUAGACAAUUUUGACAAAACAUAGCAAUUAUUAAUAUGUAAAAAAUGCUUGAAUUUUCUUAACUAACUUUGCGAAAAUAGGCAAUACAUGAACCUAUUUUAAGUAAAAAAUACUUACAUCGACCCUAGAGAGGUAGAAUAUUAAUUUGAUAGAAUAAUACAAUUAUUAAAUAAGUCUGGCUAAUUAAUUUAGUGUUAAUUUUACUGUAAAAUUGAAUAAAAAACAGAUAAUUUUGCUUAUUCUUUGUUUGAUACCUAAGUUAAUCAACUCAUAUAAAGGAAAAUUUGUCUGCCUUGCUUUGAAAAAAUACUCAACUCUUCAAUGAAUGUUGAUGAUUUUAUAGAAAGUUCUUGCUAAGUUGAACUGUUUUCAACAAUUUUUAGAGAAGAUUUUCUAAAUAAUCUUUGCAUUUCUUGUAACACAAAGUAAAUUCCAGGGAAGAAUGAAUUUAUAAUUAAAAGUAACCAAGAAAUUCAAUAAAACAAUCCUUAAAAUCUUUACUUUAGAGUAACUGAAUAGUCUGAAAAAUUUGACUCUUACGUAUGUCUUACUUGUAUUAAAAAUAUUCUUAUAGACUAAUAUACUCAAUUAUCUUCAACACAGAACAUUAUAGAAGGAGAAAAAUCAUAAGUCUAGGAAGUAUCUAGGAUAUUCAAAAUUCUAUAUAAAAAGAUAGGAGUCAUUUUUUGUUUUUCAUAUAGUCCUAUAAUAAAUAGACAAAUAUUAAAAGCUUUACAAAACGAAGCAUCGAAAGAUCAGACUUGCUUUAAAUGUUAAACAAAAGAUUAAAAGCAGCCAAUUUAUUUCUUGGAUAAUCCAUGGAAUUUUUCAAUUUGCUAAAUGUGUUUUAUAAUAAUAUAGAAAAAAAAUAAAAAAUCUGAGAUUCUCAGCAAUUUAAAUGUUAGCGAAAGUUCGUAUUAAAUAUUAAAAGAGGGUACGCUAUAAAAUUCUCUUCAAUAAGGAUACUGUUUUUGUUGUAUUGAAUUUAAUAAUGCCAAGCUAUACAGCAUCUGGGUUAAAAAUUAUGGAAGAGUCUUAAAAAUUUGCUAAAAUUGUGUUUUACUCUCUAAGCCUUAUGUAGGGUAAGGUAUCUGGGAGGUCUUUUCAUCUUUUUUUGAUGAAAAAGUACUUUAUUAGUCCGUAGAUAUUCCUUAAGAAUUAUUACAUCAGUUAGAUAAUAAUUAAUAAGAAUUAUUAGCAAAUAACUAAUAACCUUUACAAGAUUAAAAUAAAAUAGAUACAAAAUGCUUCGCAUGUUAAGAAUAAAAAAAGAAGACUAUUAAAAUGUUUGAUUGUGAUUGCCAAGUUUGCAUAAAAUGUAUUAGUAAGGUAGUAAAAUAAGAUGAAAAAGAUUUCACAGUCUGUCCAGUGUCUCAUUGCAUUAAAAUUUAUAAAAAAUUAUAAUUAAUAGUUUACUUAGACUAAUAUAUAAAAUAGUAAGAAUAUAAAAUUUAACAAAAAAAACUAAAUUAGAAAUUAGCAAAGUAGAAUAAAACUAAAUAUUUGUGUAAUUCUUGUUAAAGGCCUCAUACUCCUAUUAUACUAACUAAAUAAAAAUACUGUUCUUGCGUAAUCCUAUGUAAAUAGUGCUUAAUAAGCAUUUAUAAAUCUAAAUAAUGCUACAAAUGUUUGGAGAGUAAUUGCAAUGUAUGCAAAUCAGAUAUAGAAAUUUUUGAAGAAAAUUAACUCUGUUGUUCUUGCUUAUAACAAUUGAAUACAUAAGACUAAAAUUCUAUUUAAGACUAAAAUAAAUUAAGCGAAUUAAAUAAACUCUAGAAAAAAAUUUUGAUAUGUGGAAAUUGUUUGUAUUAAUUGAAUCUAAAUUAUUGA
Molecule: messenger RNA, 4137 nt
Organism: Tetrahymena thermophila SB210
Lineage: Eukaryota; Ciliophora; Oligohymenophorea; Hymenostomatida; Tetrahymenidae
Exons: 3
Source: RefSeq, a predicted model, not a curated record